Rhizophagus irregularis DAOM 181602=DAOM 197198 is the source of this 627-nucleotide messenger RNA. RefSeq lists its product as uncharacterized. NCBI's taxonomy places the organism in Eukaryota, Fungi, Glomeromycota, Glomeromycetes, Glomerales, Glomeraceae. The record is from RefSeq and is a predicted model, not a curated record.
AUGAGAUUAUUUGAUGAAGAUUCCAAGGGUGAAUCUGAUGUUAAUGAUAAAGAUGUAUCACCUAGAUUGACUAAAUGUAAAGGAAAUAUUAGGAAGAAAAAUGCGACAGAUGAAACAAAAAAGAUAGAUGAAGAUUAUGAUCAAAUCGAUAAAAUAGAUAAAUUACGCAUAAAACAAUCAAAAAUAAAAUGGGAGAAGACUUUAGAGAAAUGGGGUAAAUUGAAAACAAUUGCGAAGUAUAAAAACGAGAUCUUAAAUAGUGAAUUAUUAGAGGAUUUAUUUUAUUAUAAUUUCACUUACGAAUUGGAUUGGAAUAAGUCACUAUUUUUUGUUAGCAAUUUAAAUAAUUAUUGUAAACAGCAAACAUGCGAUCAAGAUUCAUUAAAACAUUCCGAGAUAUGUAUACGAUGUGAAAAAGAAUUUGAGGAUUGGGAUCAUAUUUUAGGAGAUUUCGAUCAAGCAGCGAUAGUGAGAAAUGUAAAUAUAGCCGUUACAAGUAUUUUAUUUGAAAAAUCAUCAAUUCUAUUGGGUAAAACAAGGGAAUGUAAAUUAUUAAGAGGCGUUUAUAAUAAUGGAUUCAAUAAGAUAACAAAUGAUAAGGAAGAGAAAAAGAUGAUUUUUAGAUAA